Papaver somniferum (opium poppy) is the source of this 1065-nucleotide messenger RNA. RefSeq lists its product as uncharacterized. The transcript has 4 exons. The record is from RefSeq and is a predicted model, not a curated record. Bases 1 to 1065 code for a protein of 354 amino acids. Lineage: Eukaryota; Viridiplantae; Streptophyta; Magnoliopsida; Ranunculales; Papaveraceae.
AUGUCACUUUUUAAGAAGACUUAUGGGUCCAAUAUCAAGUAUCACCAUGCCCGUAGAGGGAAAGAAGCCGUAUUUGAAGAAAAAUUUGGCGAUGACGAGAAGUCGUAUAGCGAUUUAAAUUGGUAUGUCAAAGCCACUGAGAAAACUAAUCCUGAUAGCUAUGUGAAAUUUGAAGUAGAUCAAGCAACCGGAAGAUUUCAGCGUAUUUUCAUUUGUUUCAGUGCUUGCAAGCAUAGUUAUAGGUAUCUCAGGCCCAUGAUUUACUUGGACGCUACUUUCCUUACUGGUAGAUUCAGGGGUACUUUGAUGGCUGCAACAUGUAUCAAUGGAAAUGAUGGUUUUUACCCAUUUUCCUUUGUUCUUGUGUCUGCUGAAAACAAAGAUAAUUGGUUUUGGUUUCUUGAUAAUCUUAAACAAGUGGUCGAUCGUCGUCCGAUUGUUUUCCUUGGUGAUGCGAAUUUCAAGGCCGCUAUUGAUUUGUUUUACAAAGAUGGUUACUCUUACACAUCAGCUAACUUUGAAGAAGCUUUGCGGGGUAUGCAUGCUAUUGGAUGUGGACAUGUUGCUAAUUAUCUCAGGACUAUUCCAAAUUUGAAGGUUAUGAAGAAGAAUUCUGAGAGAAGGGUAGAAGGUCUUGAAAAUUUCAUCACUAGGAUCACUCCCAUAUACGAGGCUAUACUAAAGGAAAACAUCGACAUUGGUCGUACUUGGACUGUUGUUGAAUCCAUGGAAAGAUUGUGGCGAGUAAAUGGUUUUCCUUGCACACAUGCUUGUGCUGCCAUUCAAGCUACGAGGGAGGACAUUUAUUCAUUUGUUGAGCCAUACUUCACCACUGAAUGGUACAACAAUACAUACCAGGAGAUCAUCUUUCCAAUCCCCAAUUAUGACAAGCUGCAGUCUUAUGAUCCUAGUGAUAGGGUUAUUGUUCCUAUUCCUGUUCCUCCACCUGGUAGAAGAAGAGCACAGCGCUUCAAGAAUGCUUGGGAGAAGCAAAAUAGGCCUAUGAUGUGCACAAAGUGCUUCACCCUUGGUCACCACAACAGAGCUACCUUCCCCAUGAUUUGA